CCUGGAAAAUCAUCCAUAUUGGCGACAAAGAUCCUGGCUGUCUGGCUGAGCAUCAUUCGAUUUUCCACCUUGGCUGGAAUGAACAACACCGUAACAUCCGGGAGUUUAUCAAGAUGGUCGAGGACGUACGAUAGAAUUGGUUUGAUAUAGGGGCUCCAUGUUGAUUCAAGUGGGAUCCUUCGUACCAAGUGUUCAGAACAAACAAAAAGGGGACUACCCAGAAGCAGUACAGGUGGAAAGUGGAUUGUCCAGUGAUGAACCGCUGUCGUCGGUGUCGUUGCUGCCCAGCUCUGUGUUUUGUGGCUGUGGCUAUUCUCAUCCUAUCAUGUUACGCAAUAAUCUAUCAGCUAGAAAUUGUUUACAUCGAACCCCGUCUACCAAAGCUAAUGAAACCAUUGGCUGCUAAUUAUUCCCGGCGAUUCAAUUCGACCUGCAAUCACCGUGCGGAUAAGAGAGGACAUCAUCAACAAGUGAUUGGCUACUCAAUGUACGGUGAUUUGGCUCAAAUCAAUUUGGCUCGCAGAUACUUGAAGCCUCUCGCAGAAACAACUCAAAAGAUUCCUCAAAUUUUCCCAGGUUGGACGGUGAGAAUUUAUCACAACCUAACGAGGGGCAGCGAAUCCUGGCGAUUAUUGCACAAAACAUUUUUUAAUGAAAAUCACAUUGACCUCUGCAAUGCAACCGAAGUCAUCGAAGAUCAAAAUUUAGGCAAUAUUUUCUCCAUGACUUGGCGAUGGUUACCACUACUCGACGAGAUGGUGGAUGAUUUCAUGUCGAGAGAUGCAGACAGUCCGAUUAUACCUCGGGAGGAGGAAGCCGUUCGUGAGUGGUUCAAGAGCAAUCGAUUGUUUCACGUUAUGAGAGACCACCCCAAGCAUUGUGUCUCUAUUCUUGGUGGUAUGUGGGGCGUUAAACUUGGCCAGGGUCGUUCAAGAAUCGCCAAAGUUGCAGGAAGAAUGCUGAAAAGGAAUCAUUUGCAUGAGUAUGAUUACGAUCAAACUUUAUUGACGCGUUACAUUUGGCCAAUCGCCAGAACUAACAUGGUGGCUCACGAUAGUUACUGCUGCCAAUAUUUCCCGCACAGCCGACCAUUUCCUAAUCAGAGAAAAGGUGGGGCCUUCGUUGGUAUGACCGGUAGUUUAUCUGCGGAUGAAAACUCUACAGCAGCUGAAUGUCCACGUAAGUGUCGUCCGAAUGUCACAUCCGAUUGGCGAUAUUGUUAAAAUAUGGUUUAUUAUUACCAUACUAUUAAGAUUGAACGUAGUUCUAUCAAACAACUCAACACUAAUGCAAUUGACUUAUUUGAAACGACUGUGUACAAGAAAUAAGUAAAACCUGAAGUAAAACAGGGAAAAUGAAAAAGAAUUGGGCUAUUACACUUAUGAACUGCUCUUCCUUA
This is a messenger RNA of Daphnia magna, 1399 nucleotides long. RefSeq lists its product as uncharacterized. The transcript is spliced from 6 exons. The record is from RefSeq and is a predicted model, not a curated record. The coding region runs from base 255 to 1223 and encodes 322 amino acids. NCBI's taxonomy places the organism in Eukaryota, Metazoa, Arthropoda, Branchiopoda, Diplostraca, Daphniidae.